This is a messenger RNA of Racocetra fulgida, 501 nucleotides long. NCBI's taxonomy places the organism in Eukaryota, Fungi, Glomeromycota, Glomeromycetes, Diversisporales, Gigasporaceae. The record is from the annotation of a GenBank genome assembly.
CUUGAACACAACCAUAUGUUGGUUCCUGAAAACGCUAGCUUUGCUACUAGCUAUCAGAAACUUACCACAGAAAUGAAAGAGCUUAUUGAAAACUAUGUUCGGUUACUCCGUGGGUUAUUUCCUGAAGCCACAAUUGUGGAUUAUGAUAUGAAAAACUAUGUGUAUAAGUUUCGUCGUACUCAUGAUAUACAGAGGUGUGAUACUGCAAAGCUUUUUCAGCACUUUGAAAAAGAGCAUAAUAAUUUCAAAUUACGAAUUGUUGCACAGGCUAUAUUGCCCGAUGAAACAAGUGAAAGUUAUAGAUGGGUUUUACAGCAAACAAUUAAGGCUACAGGAGUUCAGCCUGGUGCUUUUAUGAUUGAUGCAGAUCCAGGUCUUGAAAGUGUUGUUCCCGAAAUAUAUCCUGAUACCUACCUACUCCAUUGUAUCUGGCACAUUGAGCGUAACAUUGAAAAGCAGCUUGCAAAGCUACUUGGUGAUCAUUAUGCAGAUUUUAUCAAA